AUGAGUGGCCUUGAAAUCGCAGGCGUUCUCCUCGGCACCUUCCCCUUGAUCAUAUCGGGCUUAGAGCACUGGCGUGGUGCUGCAAAAGUUGGUGGUUUCUUCUGGCGGGUGCGAAAGGAACACACGAAAUGCUGCAGGGAUGUUCAAUAUCAUGAAAUCCUGUACAGGCGUAAUUUGAAAGAGCUUCUACUGCCGAUUGUGAACGAUGCAGAUGAGGUGGCUCGUCUGGUCGGUGACCCAGGUGGUAAAGGUUGGACAAGCAAGCCUAUGCAGGAACGCCUGGAGGAAAGGCUCCAAGAAUCAUACGGCCUGUACAUGGAAAUAAUUCGCCAAAUGACUGAGACAGCUGACGAGUUGAGGAGAGAGCUUUGUCUCGAUAAUACGAACGUACAAAGCAAGUUAGCUCCGCCAGAGCCGCAGAAACAACGGAGACCUUCAAGCCCACAGCCGCCGAGCAAGUCUUCUAAACUUGCUUCAACAAAAACAAAAUGGGACUAUGAGACAUUUCGGAUCAAGUUCAGCUUCAACGAUCCAGUGCGAAGUGAGCUUUUCGAACAGUUGAGGGAUUGCAAUGGGCGUUUGGAGAAGCUCCUCGGCACGAGCGACAAGAUUUCCACGCUCGAGAACGCCGCUACUUCGAACCCCAAACAUGUUUACGUGCUAGAAACGGCAUUUAAGAAGGCGCGGGAAAACUCAGAUCACCUCUUCAAGGCCAUCCAAAGGGCAUGGCAGUGCUCUUGUCAACAGUACCAUUAUGCCAACCUUCGACUAGAGCAUCGCAGACUUCCAGAAAUAUGUUUCGAACUCAUUCUUAUGUUCGUCGCCCCAUCGGCUGAAGCGAAUAUUCCAUGGUCAUGGAGGGAGUUGCAGUGUGGACAAACGAUUGACUGCGCCUUUCCACAAAAGCUCAUUGAGCCCCCCAACGCGCUUCAAUUAUCAGGUUUUCCGUCUGAUCGUACUCCAACACCGGAAUUAACACCGCCAUACGCAAUGCGAAAGAAGGUUAUGUUCACAACAUGCAGCCCAUCUGUACCCAAGAUUGAGUUAGACAUUCCAGUCAGGCCAAAUCUUCAGCUGUGUGAGCUUCUGGGUAGCCAAGAGGGCAAUCCAUGCAUUGGCAUGGUCCGCCAUGCUGACGAGGAAUACCACCUCCACCCUUCAUUGAAGAGGAGACAACCUAAAGACAGUGGACCACUAACACUGGAUCGUAUCCUCUCUAGCGACUACGAAGCGCACCUCACCAGACGUCAAAGCUACUCUAUCGCUCUACUUCUCGCUUCUUCGGUCGCCCAGCUCCAAUUUACUCCAUGGCUGAAAACUGGUCUCACAAAAAAAGAAGUUCUAUUCUUUCCAUGCGAGAACGACGACUGCAGCGUAUCAAACUACGAGCCCUUCAUCUGCCGCGGCUUUCCACUCUCUCAUCAAACGAGCGGUAAUGCGGACACCAAAGACUGUAACUUCUACUCACUUGGGAUACUCCUCCUAGAGCUUUGCUUUCGUCAACGACUAGAAGACCAUCCUCUUCGUCAAAGGUAUCCAGUUGGAGCUGGAGAAGAAAAGGAAGCCUUCGAUCUGGUAGCCGCGCUGAAGUGGUCACAAAGCGUGUGUGAUGAAGCUGGUGUUGAUUAUGCUUCCGCUGUAAAGUGGUGCUUCACGGGCACGAAUAACGCAGAUAAAUUCUGGCGCAGCGAGAUGAUCAAGAACGUUGUAUGGCCACUGGAGAUGUGUCAAGAAUAUUUCAAGAUUGCAACUGUGUCCUAA
Cucurbitaria berberidis CBS 394.84 is the source of this 1761-nucleotide messenger RNA. RefSeq lists its product as uncharacterized. The record is from RefSeq and is a predicted model, not a curated record. Lineage: Eukaryota; Fungi; Ascomycota; Dothideomycetes; Pleosporales; Cucurbitariaceae. Bases 1 to 1761 code for a protein of 586 amino acids. The transcript has a single exon.